AUGUCUGAGCUCAAGCGAGUACUAGUCACCGGAGGUGCAGGAUACAUCGGCUCGCAUGUCAUCUUUGCUCUCCAGCAGACGCGGAGAUACAAGGUCAUCUCGAUCGACAACCACCACAACUCGUCCCCCAAGGCCCUUGAGCGUGUCGCCAAGCUCGCGCGCGAGGCUCUCCCUGCCGAUGCGUCCGAGCAAGACAAGGACAGCGCCGAGAUCGACGGACACACCGCGGACCUCACCAAGCCCGACCAGAUCCGCGCCGUGUUUGCCAAGUAUGGCAAGGGCGGCAUCUGGGGCGUCGUUCACAUCGCGGCAUACAAGGCCGUCGGGGAGUCGACAGAGAUCCCGCUGACGUACUACGAGAACAACGUCGCCGCGACAGUCUACCUCCUCCAGGUCGCGGGCGAGUUCGACUGCACGCGCAUAGUCUACUCGUCCUCUGCGACCGUGUACGGUACCCCACCCAUUAUCCCCAUUCCCGAGACGACCCGCCUGGAGGCACAUUCGCCCUACGGAAAGACCAAGGUCAUGUGUGAGACCAUCAUCUCCGAUCUGUGUGCCGCUGAGCCAAAGCGCUGGCGCGGUCUAUCAUUACGUUACUUCAAGCAAGUCCCCGCGGGUGCGCAUCCGUCUGGUGACAUCGGUGAAGCACCUAUCGGCCGUCCCGGAAAUCUCUUCCCCCUUCUCGCCGCCAUCGCCGUCGGUCGCCAACCCAACGACCUGAAGGUCUUUGGUAACGACUACCCCACCCCCGACGGCACCUGCGUGCGGGACUACCUGCACGUCCUCGACCUGGCCAAGGGCCACCUGCUCGCCCUGGACGCGCUCGCGCCUGAGUCGACGGCGUUCGACGACUGCCCGACCGACGCGCGCUACAAAGCGUACAACCUCGGCCGCGGGCAGGGCCUGAGCGUGCUCCAGAUCGUCGAGGCGAUGCGCGCCGAGACCGGGUUCGACUUCAAGUACGAGAUCGUCGGCCGCCGCCGCGGGGACGUGCCCGACCUGACGGCGGACCCCGCGCUCGCGGAGAAGCAGCUCGGCUUCAAGGCGGAGAAGGACCUGAAGACGAUGUGCCGCGACCUGUGGAACUGGCAGACGAAGAACCCCAAGGGUUAUGAUUCCGAUUAA
Molecule: messenger RNA, 1125 nt
Organism: Dichomitus squalens LYAD-421 SS1
Lineage: Eukaryota; Fungi; Basidiomycota; Agaricomycetes; Polyporales; Polyporaceae
Product: UDP-glucose 4-epimerase
Exons: 7
Coding region: 1-1125 (374 amino acids)
Biological process (GO): beta-D-galactose catabolic process via UDP-galactose, Leloir pathway
Cellular component (GO): cytosol
Molecular function (GO): UDP-glucose 4-epimerase activity
Source: RefSeq, a predicted model, not a curated record